CAUUAAUAAUAUAAAGAUUACGGAGUAUAGUGGUUGUUUUUGUUACUUUUUUUCGGUGUAAAUUACACGAUUUGUAAUUAAGGAUUUGAUAAUCGAUUUCACUAAUUGAUUAAUUAUUACAAAAUGCCAAAUUGUCCAAAGUGUGAGAAACCUGUUUAUUUUGCUGAGCGUAAAACCUCAUUAGGUAAAGAUUGGCAUAGUGGAUGUCUACGAUGUGAAAAAUGUAAUAAAACAUUAGUGCCAGGAUCACAUGCUGAACAUGAGGGUAAACCAUACUGUCACAAUCCAUGUUAUUCAGCUCUUUACGGACCUGGAGGUUUUGGUCGUGGAGGAGCUGAAAGCUAUGUAUAUAAAUAAUUAACAUUAAGAAUUUAAACAAACUGUUAUUUUUUAUUUAUUUAGUUUAUAAACACAUUACAUUCCCCCAUUAACAAGAUUGCAUAACAUGUUCAUUUUAUUAUAUAACUAUUUUAAUAAAUUAAUUUCAUAAAA
This is a messenger RNA of Chrysoperla carnea, 492 nucleotides long. Its product is annotated as cysteine-rich protein 1-like. The transcript has 3 exons. NCBI's taxonomy places the organism in Eukaryota, Metazoa, Arthropoda, Insecta, Neuroptera, Chrysopidae. The record is from RefSeq and is a predicted model, not a curated record. The coding region runs from base 124 to 357 and encodes 77 amino acids.